Messenger RNA from Erpetoichthys calabaricus (reedfish), 2269 nucleotides. Its product is annotated as glucose-6-phosphatase catalytic subunit 1-like. NCBI's taxonomy places the organism in Eukaryota, Metazoa, Chordata, Cladistia, Polypteriformes, Polypteridae. Gene Ontology annotation, molecular function: glucose-6-phosphatase activity. Gene Ontology annotation, biological process: glucose 6-phosphate metabolic process; gluconeogenesis. The coding region runs from base 135 to 1205 and encodes 356 amino acids. The record is from RefSeq and is a predicted model, not a curated record. The transcript has 5 exons. Gene Ontology annotation, cellular component: membrane.
CUGUUUAAGCAAAAAGACAAACAACUGAACAAACUCGCAUAUAAAGUCCAGCAAAGAGCGCGGACGAUGCGAAAUUAGACCGUCCCGAAAGUGGCCAGCAUACCGCGGCGAAACGGGGAGCCUCGAGAGCCACAAUGGAUGUGCUGCACAGUGCCGGAGUCAGGGUGGCCCAGCACCUCCAAAGCGGCUUUAACGAAUACGAGGACUGGUUUAUGUUCGCAUCCAACGUCGCCGACCUCCACACACCUUAUUUCGUCUUCUUUCCUAUCUGGUUCCAUCUGCAGAGUAAAGUUGGGGUCAAACUCGUUUGGGUGGCGGUCAUAGGGGACUGGCUGAACCUCGUCUUGAAAUGGGUCCUGUUUGGUGAGCGGCCGUACUGGUGGGUUCAUGAGACCGAAUUUUAUGGGUCUUUUCAGCGCCCUGUCCUCAAGCAGUUCCCUGUCACAUGUGAGACUGGACCAGGAAGCCCCUCCGGUCAUGCCAUGGGGUCUGCUGGGGUCUGGUAUGUGAUGAUCAGCGCCAUUCUCACAUUGGCUUCCCAGAGGAAUCACUCCACUCUUCAGACUGGAUGUCUACGGGUGCUGCUUUGGUCUUUGUUCUGUGCCAUUGAGCUCCUGGUCUGUAUGGCUCGGGUGUAUUUGGCAGCUCACUUCCCACAUCAGGUCAUUGCUGGAGUGAUUUCAGGCAUUCUGGUGGCAGAAUUGUUUGACAAAAUCCAGUGGAUCUAUGGUGCCAGCCUCAAGAAGUACGUCAUCACCACUGUCUUCCUCUUCAGUUUUGCUCUGGGUUUCUACCUUCUCCUUAAGGUCGUAGGAGUGGACCUUCUGUGGACACUGGAGAAAGCCAAGAGGUGGUGUGUGCGGCCUGACUGGGUCCACAUGGACACCACCCCAUUUGCCAGCCUGCUGCGCAACCUGGGCACGCUCUUUGGCCUGGGUCUGGCGCUCUCCAUCAAUGCUCCGCUCUAUCAGGCCAGCUACAGAGGAAAAUGGGUCCAUGGUACCCCCUUCAGGCUGGGCUGUAUAGUGGUGUCUCUGUUGGCUUUGCGUUUGCUGGACCUGGUACCAAUUCCCGAGGAACAGGAGCUCCUGCUUUAUGCCCUUUCCUUCUGUAAGAGUGCAGCGGUGCCCCUAAUGGUGGUAUGGGUUGUCCCUGGUUGUCUAUCACAGCUUUUCACUGUUAAGAAAAAGAAGGCACAGUGGUGACCAGUAAGUGGACAAAGGGACAUUUUAAGCAUUGAAUGGAGACAAUAUGGUGUUGACUUGAAUGCCUUAAAACUGUGAGAUUCAGCUGCCAGUGUGACCCAUGGAAUGCAAAGUGCUUGUCAGAGGAGCUGGUGGGGUUUUGGAAGGGGGCAGGAGGUUAAUGGAGUUGUGGGGUCAAGCUUAAAACAUGGACAAUGAAACCAAGCAGUCAUUAAAAUCCUCCAGUGAGUGCCUCUCUGCUCUGGUUUUGCCUGCCCUGUGGACCCUGUGCUUGGGCAGGGUGGAAGGUACCAAUCACAUGACCCAGAAAAUAAUAAAAUCCACUUGGGACAGUCAUGUGUCAUAUGAAGAACAUCCAUCCACUGUCAGGAGGGUUACUAGGGUGGAGCAGCAGCCUGGCAUAGGGCAGGGAAGAUCUGUGGAGGGAACAGCAGUGAUAUGAAGGUGGCUGCAGGCCUGUACUGUCCAUGAUGACAACCCCCCCCCCCUCCCCCCAUCCCAACACCAAUUUUUCAAAUUUCUGCUCAACACCCCAGCAUAAUAAGCCUGCAUAUUCACAUAGAGUACAGUAUAGCUGAAUUAUAGAAGGGGACUAGAAGGAAAAAAGCCAUGUUUACAUAUAGAAACCCAUUAUUAAUGACAGAUUUUCUACACUUAGUAGCUGAGGAGUUUUAUCGUUUUCUUUGAUGUUAAACCAAAUUGAAAAUUCAUUUAUAAAAUUUGUAAUGUUUAUAUAUAGUACUAUACUUCUGAUUUUCAUCUUGUAACAGUUUUAAAGAGCCUUCUCAAUAUCAGGAAUUAAGACAGGGUCUGAUGUUAAGGUGCCUGCUGGCCUGACACACAAUAAGGGGUAAUGACAUUUAAACAUCAGACCACCUUACGAUUCUCUGUAACUGUAAAGGAAGGGAAAAAGGAAACAGUUUAAUCAUUUGGUGUUUGGCUUUUCUUCUGUUAUUUUGCAUUUAGAAAAACAUGCAGUAGUGUGUGAUUUGCAUAUGCAAGAAUCUUAAAUGUAUUUGUGUUUUAGCUACAGCUUUAAAUUCUUAAUUACACACUCUUAAAAA